AUGCCCAGUUUAAUUCUGCCUUUAGUCUCCACUGGUAAUGUACCCCAGCUUUGUGUUGAUCUGCUAUUGCAUUCCGUUUCUGAUGAAUUUGAGUUUCUAGCAAAUGUCGAUUCGACCUAUCUGCAUCCAUUUGUAGGUCCGUUGGACCACUUGGCUGGCCAAGAUAGUCCUGUCCUGUACGCCAAGACACCGAGCAAGAAGUACACCACUCCGAUGGAGUUGUUCGCCACUCGUGAUAAAGAGGUAUACGUCCUGCAACAGAGAACUCCUGUGAUCGAGGGUUAUUUGAAUAACUUCGUCAAGACAGUGCUAGUACCCUUGGUGAUGAAACUGGAGAUCGAUGAGAUUGUCAUUUUGGACUCAUUUGGGUCUCUAGAUGAGGACUUAGCUGUCCCAUCUUCAAUUUCGACCCGUUGCGGUAACCCAUUGUCGGUCGGAACCAUUAAUGUGUCGUCAAUCAGUGACAUGUCCAAUAUCUUUGAAUCAAAUCUGCAUCUGGAUACAGACACAAUGCAACAUGUCUCUAAGUCACUGUAUAACUUUGCAGAGGAUAGUUUACAAAGAGAAGUCUCCACAAGCCAACAAAUUUUCAAAUACACUUAUCAUCUAUUGAAUUCUCAAAUCACCUCUCUGAAGGAAAUCAAAUAUUGUAGUUUAUUUGUGCACGAAGGUGAUAAUUCGUACGAUGCACAGACGCUUUGCCAAAAGUUACCAGAGAUUGUCCCCAACCUACCAGUUAUAUCAUCAUUCAAGCCUCCAAUAUCCUGGACCGGUGUCUAUGGUUUCAAUCCAGCACCAACUGCAUUCGAUGAAGGGUUAUAUAUGUGA
Tetrapisispora phaffii CBS 4417 is the source of this 828-nucleotide messenger RNA. RefSeq names its product Add66p (gene ADD66). The record is from RefSeq and is a predicted model, not a curated record. Gene Ontology annotation, cellular component: cytosol; nucleus. Gene Ontology annotation, biological process: proteasome assembly. Bases 1 to 828 code for a protein of 275 amino acids. NCBI's taxonomy places the organism in Eukaryota, Fungi, Ascomycota, Saccharomycetes, Saccharomycetales, Saccharomycetaceae. The transcript has a single exon.